Sphaerodactylus townsendi is the source of this 2021-nucleotide messenger RNA. RefSeq names its product RAB39A, member RAS oncogene family (gene RAB39A). The transcript has 2 exons. Gene Ontology annotation, cellular component: Golgi membrane. Gene Ontology annotation, biological process: Rab protein signal transduction. Bases 271 to 1023 code for a protein of 250 amino acids. Lineage: Eukaryota; Metazoa; Chordata; Lepidosauria; Squamata; Sphaerodactylidae. Gene Ontology annotation, molecular function: GTP binding; GTPase activity. The record is from RefSeq and is a predicted model, not a curated record.
GCGGCGGAGAGGCGGAGCAGAGACCCCACCCUGGUCCUCCUCCGCUCCCCCGUCCCUGCCAGCAGAGCGGGGAAAGCGCCCACCCACCGGCCCCAGAACAAAAGGCUCUCUCUCCAGCCGCCAUCUGCCCUGCCCUGCCCAGCGCUGCUGCCUCCUUCCCUGCCGGGCAGGCAGCCUCCCCACCCCACCCCAGCCCCUGGCGUUGGCGCGCGGCCAGGCCCGGGAGUCUCCCGCCUGCCUCCUCUUCCUCCUCCUCCUCCCAGCCCUCUCAUGCCGGGGAUCGGGGCCGUGGGGGCUCGGUGCAGGCACCGCCCGAGGAGGCGCCCCCAAAAACCCGAGGAUGGCGGCCCCCACGCCGGCGGGGAGGGCGCGCUGGAGGCGGCCAUCUGGCUCUACCAGUUCCGCCUGAUCGUGCUGGGCGACUCCACGGUGGGCAAGUCGUGCCUGCUGCACCGCUUCGCCGAGGGCCGCUUCCCGGGGCCCGUCAAGGCCGACCCCACCGUCGGGGUGGACUUCUACUCGCGCCUGCUGGAGAUCGAGCCCGGCAAGAGGAUCAAGCUGCUGCUCUGGGACACGGCCGGCCAGGAGAGGUUCAGGUCAAUCACCCACUCAUAUUACCGGCAUUCCGUGGGAGGCUUACUGGUGUUUGACAUCACCAAUCGGUCUUCUUUUGACCACGUGUGCGACUGGCUGGAGGAAGCUAAAAUGCACGCAGACCCUUUCCAGCUGGUCUUUAUCCUGGUUGGACAUAAAUGUGACUUGGAGUCCCAGCGUCAGGUUCCCAGAGAGGAAGCAGAAGAGCUGGCUUCCGUCUGCGGCAUGAAAUACAUCGAAACCUCGGCCAAAGAUGCUACCAACGUGGAAGAGUCUUUUACAGUUCUGACAACGGAUAUAUAUGAACUUGUGAAGAAAGGAGAGAUCACGGUGCAGGAUGGGUGGGAAGGGGUGAAAAGCGACUACGUUCCAAAUGUCGGACAUUCCCCGGAACAGGAAGACUCGCUUGGAGAGCAGUGCCCCUGCUAAAAUGCUUGCAUGUCAAAGAGCUGUAUCAUAGGAUGAUGUGUUGGAGCAUGAGGCCAGUGUAUAUAACAGGUUAUUUAUGGAAAGGGUGUUGUGGUUCACUGGUAAGAGCAUCUGCUUUGCAUGCAGAAGUUGCUGGUUCAAUCCAUGACAUUGCCAUUUAAAAGAGAAAAGGGGUGAGGUGAACGUGAGAAGCCGAAAGACCGUUGCCUUGGCUCAGUAUAUGGCAGCCUCCUGUGCCUGUGUCUUUAAGAAGAUGUAUCCAAACACAGGGAAGUGACAAAUAGGUUCUGGGCUGCCUAGGACAUCCCAAGUCCAGCCGACAGGCUCCCGUUAAAAUCCUGAGAAUUACAUCAAAAUAAAUAUUUGAUGAAAUGUGAGAUGGCCAAGAGCCCAAAGGGCUGAAAACUGAUUUAAAAAGCAGCUUGAUUUCACUAUGUUGCUCCACUUUUGCAUCUUUAAAAAAAUACUGUAUAAGGUUUUUUUUUUUUUUAAAGAGCUCUGGUCUAUUAAAGCUUUGUUGAUAAUCACUUUAGAAUAUGGCUGUGAACAUCGUUGUGAGACAUGCAGUAUGUUGAUCACGUGUAGUUUGGCCUUCACCUUGUUCACGAAAAUAAGCCUGAAAUCGAUUUAAAAACGGCAGCAACCGUUAGAACAUUUCUAUGCGGUUUUGUGAUGGCUCCCCAUCUGCUUUUUAACAAGGCCCUCCUCUCUAACCUUGCUUGGUACACUAACGUCACAUCACUCAUCCUGGGGGGAGAUCAUAGGGAUCUAGCCACCUCACAAAGUGUCACGUUCCCUGUCCCUCCUUUAUAUCCUCAUGUCACAAAAAGCUCUCUUUUUUUGUGGUGAAAGGCAUGUUUUACGGAUUUGUAAAAGACAGACAAUGGUAGCAAGCAAAACUAUUUAUUUGUUCAAUUUCUACCUGGCUCUUUUCUGACUCAUAAGACACAACAGCAGGAUUCUUUGACUUUAUGUGGUGAAAAGCAGUCAAAAUAAAA